This is a messenger RNA of Miniopterus natalensis, 682 nucleotides long. RefSeq names its product lymphotoxin alpha (gene LTA). Gene Ontology annotation, biological process: immune response; positive regulation of canonical NF-kappaB signal transduction; positive regulation of extrinsic apoptotic signaling pathway. NCBI's taxonomy places the organism in Eukaryota, Metazoa, Chordata, Mammalia, Chiroptera, Miniopteridae. Gene Ontology annotation, molecular function: tumor necrosis factor receptor binding. Gene Ontology annotation, cellular component: membrane. The record is from RefSeq and is a predicted model, not a curated record.
UCCUGGGGAGGAGGCCUGUCUUCCGCAGUGCACCCGCCCCACCCGCUCACGGUCUCUCUCCCUGCAGGCUCUCCCCAUGACACCACCUGGACAUCUCUACCUCCUGAGGGUGUGUGGCGCCCCCCUCCUCCUCCUGGGGCUGCUGCUGGCCCUGCCACCUGAUGCCCAGGGGCUCCCUGAUGUUGGCCUCUCAGCUGCACGGACUGCCCAUGGGCACCCCCAGAAGCACUUCCCACAAGGCACCCUCAAACCUGCUGCUCACCUUGUUGGAGACCCCAGCACCCAGGAUUCGCUGCGCUGGAGGGCGAACACGGACCGUGCCUUCCUCCGCCACGGUUUCUCUUUGAACAACAAUUCGCUCCUGGUCCCCUCCAGUGGCCUCUAUUUUGUCUAUUCUCAGGUGGUCUUCUCUGGGGAAGGCUGCUUCCCCAAGGCCACCCCCACCCCUCUCUACCUGGCCCACGAGGUCCAGCUCUUCUCCUCCCAGUACCCCUUCCACGUGUCUCUCCUCAGUGCUCAGAAGUCCGUGUGCCCAGGGCCACAGGGACCCUGGGUACGCUCGGUGUACCAGGGAGCUGUGUUCCUGCUCACCCAGGGAGACCAGCUCUCGACGCACACAGAUGGCAUCUCCCACCUGCUCCUCAGUCCCAGUACUGUCUUCUUUGGAGCUUUUGCUCUGUAG